Messenger RNA from Daphnia pulicaria, 2038 nucleotides. RefSeq names its product glycosylphosphatidylinositol anchor attachment 1 protein-like (gene GAA1). The record is from RefSeq and is a predicted model, not a curated record. The transcript is spliced from 12 exons. NCBI's taxonomy places the organism in Eukaryota, Metazoa, Arthropoda, Branchiopoda, Diplostraca, Daphniidae. Gene Ontology annotation, biological process: attachment of GPI anchor to protein. Gene Ontology annotation, cellular component: GPI-anchor transamidase complex; membrane. Bases 101 to 1966 code for a protein of 621 amino acids.
UUCAGUUACCUCACUGUCACCGGUAGCGUUAGCACUUAGCAGUUGUUUGAAUACAAAUUCUGCAGUGCUCCAUUAGUAGUUUUGCAUAUAUCACAUUAGGAUGGGUUUAUUAAGUAAUCCAUCUGAUAAACAAUUGUCUCCUUUAUUGUUAAAAUUUGUUGGUAAGCAAAAGGUGCUGUCCAGCUUGUUUUACAUUGGAAGCAUUGUGUGGUUUGUUUGUCUUGCCUAUCGCCAGUUCAACGCCGGAACUUAUUUCUCUGAAAAUGCAUUAUUACCUGGUCUUGUACAUUCCAAUUUUAAGGAAGAUUUCCUUGCCCGUCAGUAUGUAGCUGCCAUCAAAGCAGAAGCUGAAAGAUACCCAAAUGGAAUGCCCCAUGCAUUCAUUGCUGCUCAGUUCAAACAAUUAGGAUUAGAUACAUUCACCCACAACUUUUCUGUCAAAUAUCCAUUAGAUGAAAAUGAGGUUUAUUCUGGCAAAAAUGUUUAUGGCAUUUUAAGGGCUUCAAGAGGGGCUAGUACAGAAUGCCUUGUAAUGUCUGUUCCUUACCGACCUCCUGAUUCUGUACUGACGGGAACCAAUGCUGGAAUUGCCGUUAUGCUUUCCCUGGCAGCAUCUUUUCGGGCGGCCUCAUACUGGGCUCGAGAUGUUAUUUUUGUUGUAACGGAGCAUGAACAACUUGGCAUGGAAGCUUGGUUAGAAGCUUAUCACUAUACAUCGUCUGGGUCAAAUUCAAUUGAUUUUGGGCAGUUGGAUGCCCGUGCUGGUGCCAUACAAGCUGCAAUCAAUUUAGAAAUCCCAUACGAAAAGAUAUCUCAUAUCGAUGUACGAAUGGAAGGGUUGAAUGGGCAACUUCCAAAUUUAGAUCUCGUUAACCUUGUACAUAGACUGUUCCAGCAGGAGAGAUUUACAACCACUUUGAAAGAGAGGGAGGACUAUCCGGAUCCACUUAGUAUGGAAGGUUGGAUAUAUUCCGCUUCGUCAUUACUGACUUUAAUGGCCUCUCAAGCAACUGGAGUGCCCACUGGGAAUCACGGCCUCUUCCACCGGUUUGGAAUUGAAGCCUUAACAGUGGCUGGCUCGUAUAAGAGAGGGUGGCAUGGAUCAAAUUUUCUGUUGAUGGGAAGAGCAAUCGAGGGUAUCAUGAGAAGUUUGAACAACCUGCAAGAAAGAUUUCACCAAUCUUUUUUCUUUUAUCUAUUACCUGCUACCAAUCGCUAUGUUUCUAUUGGUGUAUAUAUGCCGCCAUUUGGGCUUAUGAUUGGCUCGAUGUUAUUACAAGCUGUUGCACUUUAUAUAUCACGAAAAGAGAAUCCAAAUGAAAAACAAAAUUGGAAUUUCCUUAAUUUAGGCUCGUUUGUGUUGUACAGUACGAUUUGUGGUUUGCUUUUUUACUCGGCGCCCGAAAAACUUACAAUAUUUAAUCGUUCUAUGGCAUUGGGGCUAAGCACGGAAGACGUUGUUUUUGGAGGAUUUUGUAUGCUCAGCGUAAUUCAUUGCAUUUUAACUUCAACUGUUGGCGUCAGGAUGCUAUCCAUACAACGAUUAUCUGCCAAUUGUGUUCAAUGCGCAAUUCUUUUACUAACAUCUACUCUGAUGUACGCAGUUGCGAUGGGCAAUAUUUCCCUUGCCGUGCUCACUUGUUUUAUAAUCAGUCCGGUAUUUUCCAUUGCCAAGCCAGUUUCCCAAAGGUUCUUGAAAUAUUGCCGCUACGCUGUGCUAAUGUUAGUACAUCCACUAUCGCUGCUGUUUAUCGCUACACUUAUUGAUACUUACAGAGUGUUUCCGGAAGAAAUAAAUCAACCUUGGAAAUUUUUAGGCAAAACACAUAUAGCUGCCCAACGUGCUCUGAUUUACGCGGUUGUUGAUGGAACGUUUUAUGGAAAUUGGCUUUUCUUUGCUGUAUCAACUCUUUACUUGCCGCUGUGGUCACUUGCCUGGGCAAAUUUGAGUAAUUUAUCACGUUAAUAAAAUUUUGUCGCCCUUUGUUGUAAAUUUUCCGUAAGUCAUCCGAUUAAAUUUUCAUUUUUUUAUCAUGCA